Molecule: messenger RNA, 1125 nt
Organism: Microthlaspi erraticum
Lineage: Eukaryota; Viridiplantae; Streptophyta; Magnoliopsida; Brassicales; Brassicaceae
Source: the annotation of a GenBank genome assembly
AUGUGCACAACCCAAGCUGGAGCAACAAUCGGAGACUAUGACUCUGCCGAUGCUUUCUUCAUGGAUAGAAACCCUAUCCAUCCACCACUUCCUGCAAGGAAUGACUAUGAGAUCAAGCCUCAGAUCAUAGCAUUGGUUAGACAGAACCAAUUCAAUGGCCUUCCAGCUGAGCAUCCUCUUGAUCACAUAGAAAACUUUGAAGAAAUUUGCAGCACUACAAGAUCCAAUGGAGUCUCUGCUGACUACUUGAAGUGCAAGCUCUUUUCAUUCUCUCUUGGCGACAAAGCUCACUCCAUUACCACUUGGGAUGAGUACAAGGCGCUUUCAUCAACCACUUCUACACCAAGCAAAGAUCAAUUUCUGGACUGCCCUAAUCAUGGUUUCAAUGAGGGAAACCUAUGGAACAUCUUCUAUCGUGGCAUAGACCACAAGUACAAGCUUUCAUUGGACACUGCAAGCAAUGGAAACUUCAUGACCAAGACUGUUGAUGAAGCUAAGGUUCUUAUUGAGAAUCUUGCAGCUAGUGAUUGUAACAACUGUCCUGAUUAUGACCGCUCAAGCCGCACCACUACUAGCUCCCCUGAUUCUUUUCAAAUGACUGAACUCAAGAACAUGAUGGCUCAAGUUCUUAAGGGACAGCUCAAGCAUAUCAAUGCAAUAGAAGGGAUGAGUGAUGCUAAUGAAGACCCAUCAAGAGAAUGCAUGGGAGAUUUCUCUAAUGAAGCCAAUGAAGAAGAUGUGAACUACAUUGGAAACUAUGGGAACAAGGGAUACAAUCCAAGCUAUCGCCCAAACCCCAACAUGUCUUAUAGAAACCCCAAUGUGGAGAAUCCUCAAGACCAAGUGUAUCCUCCAAGGUAUCCACAACAACAAAGACCUCCUUACCAAUCUCAAGGAAGUCAAUUUCAGCCAAGGCAAGGGUAUGAGCAGAGAUCAUCAUAUCCGCCCAAGGAGCCAUAUGCUUCUUCACCAAAUCAAGCUCCUCCAAACCAACAAGGUGGGAGAUUUGAAGGAAUCCUCCAACAGAUCAUGGAUGGCCAGAAGAGAAUAAAGAGAUGUAUGAGAAGAUGGACACUUUGUUCAGCAAUCUCAACACCAAGUAUGAUGCUGUUGCCACUCAUGUGA